This is a messenger RNA of Cylindrotheca closterium, 456 nucleotides long. The record is from the annotation of a GenBank genome assembly. Lineage: Eukaryota; Bacillariophyta; Bacillariophyceae; Bacillariales; Bacillariaceae.
AUGAAGUUCACACUCUUUGCCUUUGUUGCCACUGCAGCCACCGCUGCCGCCUUCACUGUUGGACCCCAACAUGUUGUUGCUAUCACUCGGCCUUCCAACAGCGGUGCUUCUUCCUCGAUGACAUCUUCCAGUUUGAAAAUGUCAGAAGCUCUGGAAACACAAACUGCUUUCGCCAAGUCAGAAAUCGAAUCCAAUGAUGUUGUUGUUUUCUCCAAGUCCUACUGCCCAUUCUGCUUGAAGACCAAGGAGCUCUUCGAGUCUCUUGACGUCGACAUCAAGGUGCACGAACUUGAUGAGAUGGGUGAUGAUGGUCCAGCCCUUCAACACGCUUUGUUGCAAAUGACUGGACAAAAGAGUGUCCCCAACGUUUUUGUCAAGGGAAAGCACUUGGGUGGAAACGAUGAUACCCAAGCAGCCAACAAGGAGGGAAAGCUUAAAGAAAUGCUUGGACUCUAA